Molecule: messenger RNA, 129 nt
Organism: Ascochyta rabiei
Lineage: Eukaryota; Fungi; Ascomycota; Dothideomycetes; Pleosporales; Didymellaceae
Exons: 2
Coding region: 1-129 (42 amino acids)
Source: RefSeq, a predicted model, not a curated record
AUGGCCCCGUUCGUAAUCGGACGAAUGUUCGAGAUCGCGGCGGCGAACUCGAUGUUUCGAUACACCGUGCAGCCGCGCAAGGCAACUUGGUUGUCUCGCACGAAGCCGAACCAACUCUGCGCGCCCUAG